Messenger RNA from Gadus morhua (Atlantic cod), 4180 nucleotides. RefSeq names its product GDP dissociation inhibitor 1 (gene gdi1). Gene Ontology annotation, cellular component: cytoplasm. The transcript is spliced from 11 exons. Gene Ontology annotation, molecular function: Rab GDP-dissociation inhibitor activity. Bases 256 to 1599 code for a protein of 447 amino acids. Lineage: Eukaryota; Metazoa; Chordata; Actinopteri; Gadiformes; Gadidae. The record is from RefSeq and is a predicted model, not a curated record. Gene Ontology annotation, biological process: vesicle-mediated transport; small GTPase-mediated signal transduction; protein transport.
AAUACCAUUCCAGAGUGUUCCACGUUUAGGGCCAUCUUUGGUCGUCCUCGCCGGUGACAGUGUGGAAUAUAUUCCGCUCGCAUUUUUGUCUAAUGAUAAAUAAAUACUAUUCAACUUAAAGUGAAGUCAUUGAACACACUUGGUCAAAGAAAGCGAACUGCGCUCAUUGCUUGACUCAUUGGCAGCUUUUUUUCAUCAACUCCCUUCAAUUUCACUGGUCUGAAGAGGGCGAGACAGGAGUGGCAGUGAUACAACAUGGAUGAGGAAUAUGAUGUGAUCGUUCUGGGCACCGGACUCACAGAAUGCAUUCUGUCUGGGAUUAUGUCUGUGAAUGGGAAGAAGGUGCUUCACAUGGACAGAAACCCCUACUAUGGUGGAGAGAGCUCAUCCAUCACCCCCCUAGAGGAGCUUUACAAGCGCUUUGGCCUCCCAGAUAGCCCUCCCGAGUCAAUGGGCAGAGGAAGAGACUGGAAUGUUGACCUGAUCCCAAAGUUCCUCAUGGCCAACGGUCAGCUUGUGAAGAUGCUGCUGUACACCGAGGUCACCCGCUAUCUGGACUUCAAGGUGGUGGAGGGAAGCUUCGUGUACAAGGGAGGAAAGAUCUACAAGGUGCCGUCCACUGAGACCGAGGCGCUCGCUUCGAAUCUCAUGGGAAUGUUUGAGAAGAGACGGUUCCGCAAGUUCUUAGUGUUUGUGGCCAACUUUGACGAGAACGACCCCAAGACCUUUGAGGGGGUGGACCCAAAGGCCACAACCAUGAGGGACGUGUACAAGAAGUUUGACCUGGGCCAAGAUGUCAUUGACUUCACCGGCCACGCCCUGGCCCUCUACAGGACGGACGAUUACCUGGAUGUCCCCUGUCUGGAGACCGUGAACCGCAUCAAACUGUACAGUGAGUCGCUGGCUCGCUACGGGAAGAGCCCAUACCUGUACCCCCUGUACGGCCUGGGGGAGCUGCCACAGGGAUUUGCCAGGUUGAGCGCAAUCUAUGGCGGCACUUACAUGCUGAACAAGCCAGUGGACGACAUCGUGAUGGAAGACGGUCAUGUGGUCGGCGUGAAGUCUGAGGGAGAGGUGGCUCGUUGUAAGCAGCUCAUCUGUGACCCCAGCUACAUCCAGGACCGCGUGCGCAAGGCGGGCCAGGUGAUCCGUGUGAUAUGCGUCCUCAGCCACCCAAUCAAAAACACCAACGACGCCAACUCCUGCCAGAUCAUCAUACCUCAGAAUCAGGUCAACCGCAAGUCAGACAUCUACGUGUGCAUGAUCUCCUACGCCCACAACGUGGCGGCGCAGGGGAAAUACAUCGCCAUCAUCAGCACCACGGUGGAGACCAGCGAGCCAGAGGCGGAGAUAGAGCCAGCCCUGGAACUCCUGGAGCCCAUUGACCAGAAGUUUGUGGCUAUAAGUGACCUUUACGAGCCCACAGAUGAUGGCACUGAAAGCCAGGUGUUCGCCUCGCGGUCCUACGACGCCACCACCCACUUCGAGACCACCUGCAACGACAUCAAGGACAUCUACAAGCGUAUGACGGGGAGCGAGUUUGACUUUGAGAACAUGAAGCGCAAACAGAACGACGUGUUCGGGGAGGAUGAGCAGUGAGCGGCCGGGGGGGCCUCUCCCGGGAGAGCGGGGGGGCCAGAGAGGAGGGAAAAGGGUUUGGCAAAAGAGGCAGAGCCUGAGGUAACGCGUUGAUGUGGAGCUGCUUGGGGAGGGGUUUUAAUUGAUUGGGCGGUCCAGGCUUUGGUCUGGUUUUGUUGGCUCUGCACCUCCCCCCAUGUCCCUCUCUCUCUUAUAGGUGUUGAAACACAUACUCACACACACACACACAAACACGUUGUUCAUGUUCACAUCUUAUCUGUCACUGAAAAGCAGGGUUGAUGAGCUCAUUAUUAUUCCAUUGUCAAAUCUGUCAUUUCCCCUCAGUUCUCCACUAAUACUGGGACACUAAUGAGCUGUUCAUGUUCUCUCCAGAAUAUCAUUCUUGAUACGGACGUUAGUUGAUGGAAAAGUCUAAAUUGCAGAGGAUUGAUUUGGGUAAAUGAAAAUGGCUUGGCGGUCACCUUAUUGCCGGGUGGCUUCCACUUCACAUGCAUGCAUCUUUUACACAUGGUAGUGUUGUACAUAGCAUUAUAUCACUGGGAUGUGAAGGCUGGACCAUUCCACGCAUUUUCAAUGCCAACCCUGCUUUCUCUCUCUGUCUCUUUCUCUCUCUCUCUGUCUCACUCUCUCUUUUUAUCUUACUCGCUCUUUUACCAGUAGACUCCUUCUGCUUGUUUUGGCAAAAUACUUUGGUCAGGCGAAAAAACGUGGUGAGCAGCUCUUUAUAAACGGGCUUUCCAUCAACUGCUGUCGUGUUCCCUGUGCUAGCAAGCAAGCUAAAACUGGUUGCUAAUAACUGUCCUACCCGCCCCCCAUCCUCUCAAAACAUUUUCCGUUGUUUACGUGUUACGUGUGAUUGUUGAUUUUUCGAAAUCGAGAAUAGAUUCCUUUUUAACACUUAAAAUUAUUCAAAUUAAGAGUUUUAUUGCUAUUCUAUAUUGGUGCACAUUUCACUUGCUGAAGUUAUGAAGUUUACAGAGCUGAGGGUGAAACACCGGUGGCGUAACCUGAAGAAGGCAUGAGAGAGUGAGAGAGAUGAGAGAGCGUACAGAGGACCUGCUAGUUCUUAGUGAGGUGGUCUCGAGGAGGAUUUGUAACGUGAUAAACAUACAUAUGUAAAGUUAUCACAGAAGGAGGCCUCUUGUAACGGAAGGGAAUGUGCCAGGGAUCACGGAAUGUAUGUCAGGAGAGUCUUGGAUAUUUGACCUACUAGCAAAGUUUCACUUUUGAGUGAAGAGGGCGAUGACUGAAAUUUCAGCUCACAGUGAAAGCACCACAUUGUGUCUUGGUUGUUCCAACCCUUGUGUUUUCUGACCCAGAUUGCCAUUCCUGUAAAGAUCUUAAUAUUGCUGCGAAGAACUGGACGUACACUUCAAUAACCUUAAACAAGCCUGUAGCCAAGCAGGGGGCUGGUAGGGCCACGGUGAGACAUACCGCCCCCACACCACUGAACCAAUGUAGUUGAUUUGGUUUUAGCCUUAAUUUGGGGGUCAAUACAUUUAGGCUAACAAAUUGAUUCUGUUUUGUUUUUUUAGAAGUCAUUAGCUGAAAAUCUGCCCCUUGUUCAAAAGGCAACUACCUGCUGAUGUUAGACAAUAACCACAGCAUGGUCUUCAGUCUCUCAGAGGUCCAUGCUGCUGCGUGGUUGCGUACGUUGAAAAAGAAAACCGAAUGAGGUUUUCAUUGCACAUCUCAAUGAAGAAACCAGGAAUAAUUAUUUGAGUCCGUACAUGUCAUUGAGAGUUGUGUCUAGUUGUGGCUUUCGCUCGUCAAAUAAUAUUGAAGAGUUUCUCUCACACACUAAGCAAGGUUAAGGCUGUGGCUUACUAAUUCCCCUUAACAACACUAAACAACGUUUAAUACAUGUUUUUAUUUUUUGUGUCUUAUUGUUAUCUAUUUAUUUGAAUUCUAACGAUGCGCUGGUGGAAAGUCAAUGUCAAAUGCUGAAUAUGCUAUGCUAUUAGUAUAUGUUAUAACUGAGAAAACCACGUUUUCAAUGUGAUGCACUUAUUAUAUAUAAUUUCUUUGUUUGUACUUUUUGCUGUGUCAUGUGUUUAUGUUUACCUUCUCUUAAUUAAUCAUUCCGGUGUUGCAUUAUGGGACAUUCUGUUAACAAACAGGUUUUGAUGACAGUGGUUGGCCGAAUUCUUAGCGACCUAUACAACUUUAUUCACAGCAGUUUCACAUUAUGCUCCGUUCAAAAUUGUGUGUGGUCUUCAUCUGGAAUCAUAUUGCAUAUAUAAAAACUACAAUAUUCUUUGAGUGUAUUUAUGUUUGGAACCCACCACUUCCUCACUUUCAACUUUUUAUUUUUAUUUAUCAAAAAAAACAAUGCCUAAUGUGUGGUUAUACUGUUUCAAUUUCCAUCCAGUUUGGCCUUUGGAAAUACUUUUGACAAUAUCCUUCAAGAUUGGCAAAAGAAAUAGUUCAGGCUGAGUAGUAGACAACUUACAGUCCUUGUUUGACCACUAGUUUGUGAACAACGCCUAAUGUCUUGUGUAACAAUUAAAAUGAAUUAAACUAUGAAUGAAGUGAUACAAAAAUAAAAAAAGCACAUGGCAAACCUGGAAACACCCAUCAA